Messenger RNA from Microplitis demolitor, 2599 nucleotides. It is a transcript of the gene TM9SF3, whose product is annotated as transmembrane 9 superfamily member 3. Gene Ontology annotation, biological process: protein localization to membrane. The transcript is spliced from 9 exons. Bases 10 to 1773 code for a protein of 587 amino acids. The record is from RefSeq and is a predicted model, not a curated record. Gene Ontology annotation, cellular component: membrane. Lineage: Eukaryota; Metazoa; Arthropoda; Insecta; Hymenoptera; Braconidae.
AACGACGAAAUGAAGUUAACACAAAAAAUUAUAUUUUCAUUAUUAUUUAACAUAUUAUUAUAUCAGUUGACGUAUGCUGAUGAACAUAAUCAUAUUUAUGAAGAUAAUGAACAAGUUGUAUUGUGGAUGAGCACCAUCGGACCUUAUCACAAUAGACAAGAAACUUAUGCCUAUGAUUCAUUACCAUUUUGCAACGGCAAAAAAGAAGCAAUUGAUCAUUAUCAUGAAACAUUAUCAGAAGCUCUUCAAGGCAUCGAACUUAAAUUUAGUGGCUUGGAUAUUGACUUUAAAGCUCCAGUACCAAAAACAACUGUAUGUUCAAUUGACUUAACAGAAAACGAUAUGAAAGCAUUUAUUUAUGCUAUUAAAAAUCAAUAUUGGUACCAAAUGUAUAUAGAUAAUCUUCCAAUAUGGGGUGUCGUUGGUGAGGAUGAAAACAAUGGUGAUGAGAUAUCGUAUUAUUUAUUUACUCACAAAAAAUUCGACAUUGGAUACAAUGAUAAACAAAUAGUUGAUGUUAACUUGACAACUAAUAGUGUCAAAGUCAAGUUGACUCCAAAUGCACAUAUUACAUUUACUUAUGAAGUUAAUUGGAAAAAAAGUAAUGUUAAGUUUGAAGAUAGAUUUGAUAAGUAUUUGGAUCCCAGCUUCUUCCAACAUAGAAUACACUGGUUUAGUAUUUUUAAUAGUUUUAUGAUGGUAAUUUUUCUUGUCGGACUUGUUUCAAUGAUAUUGAUGCGUACAUUGAGAAAAGAUUACGCAAGAUAUAGUAAAGAUGAAGAAAUAGAUGACAUUGAACGAGAUUUGGGUGAUGAAUAUGGUUGGAAACAAGUUCAUGGUGAUGUAUUUCGACCAGCUAGUCAUCCAAUAUUAUUCUCAGCACUCAUUGGUGCUGGUUAUCAGGUGACUGUUGUAGUACUUAGUGUUAUAAUAUUUGCAAUACUUGGAGAGCUUUAUACUGAACGAGGUUCAAUGCUUUCAACAGCAAUAUUUAUGUAUGCUGCUACAUCACCAGUUAACGGUUAUGCUGGUGGUGGACUUUAUGCACGUAUGGGUGGACGAAUAUGGAUAAAACAAAUGUUAUUAAGUGCAUUUAUGCUACCAAUUAUGGUCUGUGGUACAGCAUUUUUUAUAAAUUUUAUUGCUAUGUACUAUCAUGCAAGUCGCGCUAUUCCCUUUGGCUCAAUGGUUGCAGUGACAUGUAUAUGCGUAUUUGUUAUUUUACCAUUAACAUUGGUUGGAACAAUAUUAGGGCGUAAUCUUGGUGGUACACCAGACGCACCAUGCAGAGUUAAUGCAGUACCCCGUCCAAUUCCUGAAAAAAAAUGGUUUAUGGAACCAUUGAUAAUUAUUUUACUGGGUGGUAUUCUUCCUUUUGGCUCAAUAUUUAUUGAAAUGUAUUUUAUAUUUACGUCAUUUUGGGCAUAUAAAAUAUAUUACGUUUAUGGAUUUAUGUUACUGGUAUUCGUUAUUUUGAUGAUUGUAACUGUUUGUGUUACUAUUGUAUGCACAUACUUUUUAUUAAACGCCGAAGAUUACAGAUGGCAAUGGACGAGCUUCUUAGCAGCUGCAUCUACCGCCGGUUAUGUUUACAUUUAUUCAUUCUACUAUUUCUUCUUCAAAACAAAAAUGUAUGGCCUUUUUCAAACUGCAUUUUAUUUCAGUUACAUGGCACUCUUCAGUUUAGCUCUUGGUAUAAUGUGCGGUACAGUAGGAUAUAUUGGUACUAAUGCAUUUGUUCGCAAAAUUUAUUCCACAGUUAAAAUAGAUUAAAUUCUUUCUAUUUAAUAAUAUUUAUUAUAAAAUAUAAUAAACCAUCAUUUUGAAUUGUACAAACGAAAAAAAUUUAAUCAGUGUCGUAAUUUCUGUACAUCAUCAUCAUCAUCAUCAUCAUCAUCAUCAUCAUUGAUUACACGUACAACAUUUUUGUUUAAUUGAUACAUAAUGCGUCGUCAAUGUUAAUAUAAUAAAAUUGGCCAAUUUGUGCAAUCAGGAAUUGUACUUAAAAUUUUUGUUUAAUUUUGUUAGCAAUCAACGACUUUACUUUCAUAAUGUUAAUAAUAUGUCAUGAAAUUUUAUUAUAAUUUAUUUAAAUUUACUACAUUGUGUUAACUUAAUACCUUAAGAAAAAAUUUGUAAAAGAAAAAAAAAACAUUUUUUUAAAAAUAAUAAUAUUUUUCUUGUAAACAUUAUAGUAUAUAAACACAUACUAAGUAGAUAAUUAUUGCGUUUAUGAUUAAAUAUUAUAAACUUAUGAUUAGCUCCAAGUCUUCUUUAACAAAGUUGUGUUCCAAUGACGAUUAAGCGAGUAGUUAAAAAAAGAAAAAAAAAUAAUUAGAGUAAGGAAUAACAGUAACUAUUUAAUAUAUUAUUUAAAAUUAAAAUUAAAAGUAGAUUAUUGGGAAAAAAUUGAUGUAUAUUUGUGAAGGAUGCAAAAUAAUUAUAUAUAGUAAGCAACAAUAUACUAAAUGAUGAUAAUAAUAGACUCUGGUAUAAAUUUAGCUUAAUAUAAUGUAUUAUAAUUGAAUAUUUAGUGCAACGAAAAGCAUAAUUUAUUUACGUUUUCGCAUUAGCACUUUUAUAUUCUUCAACACACAUU